Molecule: messenger RNA, 3321 nt
Organism: Eufriesea mexicana
Lineage: Eukaryota; Metazoa; Arthropoda; Insecta; Hymenoptera; Apidae
Exons: 14
Coding region: 253-2967 (904 amino acids)
Cellular component (GO): stereocilium tip; cilium; stereocilia ankle link complex
Molecular function (GO): protein binding
Source: RefSeq, a predicted model, not a curated record
CAACCUGCCAAGUCGUGCAGGUGUUGGCAAACGGUUGUUGCCAUCCACGACCGACUUCGUCCGCGGAUAUUCCCCCGGGGAAACGAGUUCGCGAGAGUACGAGGAUUCGUGGAGCGCGAGGAACGCCGGGGAUCGUGCUGCCUCACCCCUUUUUGCACCGGAUCGCGGUAUCACGGGUGCCACGGCGGGAAAACGGGCGUGUGUUAAAAAGCCGUGUUGCCGUAGAAGGGCUGCGAUUUAUGGAACCACCCCAUGGAUAGUAACAUGUCGACUGCCGCCUUCAUGCACCGGUCGGGUGGUGCAUCCGGCACAGCCAGUGCUGGUAUGCUUCCAUCGACCGGUGGAGGUCCUGGGAACCCAACUGGAGGCGGCAGGAUGGCCGUCAUCGGUGUGACCAGGAAUGUGAGGCUGAGACGACGAGGAGCGUCCGGAUUCGGCUUCUCUCUUCGCGGUGGCAGAGAGUACGCGGCUGGAUUCUACGUGAGCGACGUGCAACCAGGAAGCGAGGCUCACAGAAAUGGAUUAAGGGUCGGGGAUCAGAUCAUAAGGGUGAACGGGUACCCGGUGGAGGACGCCGUCCAUCAGGAAGUCGCGCUUCUCGCGAAGAAUCAGCAAGUGCUCGUCCUCAAGAUACGAAGCGUGGGAAUGAUUCCUGUGAAAGACAACCCGAACGAUCCGGUCACUUGGCACAUGGUGCAGCAGCAACAGCAGCAGCUACAGUACAACGAAACUGGUUUGGGCGCCGUUCCGAGCACCGAAGUCAGGAUUCGAAUUCUCGUCGGCGAGAAGGGUCGCCUCGGGUGUGGCGUUUGCAGAGGCAUCGUGCCAGGCCUCACUGUUCAGGGUACCAGAGACGACGGCCCGGCCAGAGCAGCGGGCUUGAAAGCCGGCGACGUUAUAAUUUGGUGCAACGGUCAGCGGCUCACCGAUCUUCCGUUCGAGAGAGCCAUCGACGUAAUGAGAAGCUCAGCCGUUCUCGACCUAAUAGUGCAACGACCCACGCCGAAUCACCUUUACGACUGCCCCGAACCACUAUGGACCCGAGGCUCGAGUGGUUACGACUCUGAGACAUCGAGUGUGGCUGCAGCCAGUCCGCAGCCUCAGAAUCCUUCCUAUUCGCCGCAGCAUUAUCACGACCCCAGGAUGCACCACCGAUAUCCCCGCGACGAUGCCUGCAACCGAAAUGGAAGAAUCUGCUGCCCACUUGCUCUGUCCACUAGCAGUUGCAGCUCCACGGAAUGGGCUCACAUGGAUCAGGCUCAGGAGUGGACUCGUAAACCAAAUAACACUACGGUGAUCCGUAUCAAUCAGAGUCAGAACCAAAACCACAGGUUCAUCGGCACACCGGGUCGCCCGAACUCCCGUGGCAAUUACGAGGAUGAAAUCGACAACGAGCCUCUGUACGACCCAGUGGCGCCAAGAAUCGACUAUCAAGUUCACGACUUUGACGCCAAUCCGAGAGACGAGGCGAAUCGACGCCUGGCUUAUCGGAGAGAUAACAUUCGGCAGCAGGACGUCAUUUACGACGGCCCAGCCGACGACAUACCGCCCUAUCAUGCAUCCAAAGAAAAUGGCACGCAAGAGGAAGACAGGAAGACGAUAACGACCGUGGAGAUUCACCAAACAGUAUGUCCGCCAGCACCACCGCCACCACUGCCGUACAAAUGGUCCGCAGACACGAAGCCAAUGAAUGCGAAGGGCAUGCAAAUGGGUAGCACGAUGUCCAUGGGCAGCACAGGCUCGACGGAAACCGAGUCGAGCCUCGAGUCUUCCUGCAGCAAGGAUUCGGCCUCGACGUCGUCCUCGUUGUCCACGUCGUCCUGCGAUCCACGAUCCACCGUCUCCUUCGGAUCCAUCACUGCCGCCUCCACCGGGACCAAUAAAACCAACGACACCACGGUCACCGCACACGCAACGUCCCGCAAUUGCGCCACAAGGACGUCGCCGAUCGCCUGCACUGAUCUCAGCUCCGCCAUCACGCAGGAAUUGCAGAGGCGGGCGCAGCAGAGGAACAUGAACAACGCAGCCAAAAUGGAAGCGGGAAAGGAGAAGACUCUGGAGUCCCGGAAGUCGCAAAAUCCGGAAGCUCUGAGGGCACAGGAGCAGAAGGUUACUCAUGAUAAGCUGAUGGAGGAGUUCAAACGUGCUCAUCGAAAGAUGUUCAACACCGCGCAGCAGAAAGUCCAUUUCUCCGAUCAGACGCCGGAGCAGGAGCAAGAGAAGAGGGUACUGAACACGUCGACGGCACCGGUCAUCCCGCCAGCGCCCCCGGUACCACCGGCGCCACCAGCACCGCCAGCGCCGCCGGCACCACCGCCACUUCCGCUCCUCACCAAGACCAAGAGCAGCGAGGACUCCGUGGAGAUGCAGAGCAUAGAGUCUUUCAAGCUGAAAGAGACACCGAACCCAGUUAUCCCAAAGCCCCCGCCAACCUACUUCCCUAUACAGAACUCCACGACCACGUCGAACGGAAGUCCCCGACACGGGACCGCAAACAAGCCGCAGAUGAACGGCAAAGAGUCCUCGCCGAGCCCCGUGCUGGAAACCCCGAAAACAGCCGCGUUCCCGGCGCCUGCGAACGCUCAGAACUUGAAACCAACCACGGGAAAGGUGGCCAUCAGGAUAGGCGCUUACGAAGGAGAGGCUAAACAGCCGUCUAAGCUCGACUUCCUGUCGCAACAGUCUCGAUCGGAUAGGAACGGCACGGAUGAACUGGCGAACGGACCAGUGGUCUCGAGAUUGCAGAACGAACUUGCUGCUACGCUACAAAGAUCUAACCUAAGAAGAAAGACUGACGGGGAAACGCAGCCAACCAUUAAACCGAUCCCCGAAAACACAGCAGUGUCCAACAACGAGACAACGAACCCGGAGCCCGGAAAGUUGGCUCAGAGCAACGUCGAGAAGCUCGCGACCGCUCUGAGCAACAAAGUCACCAUCAAAGUGAACCCGGAACAUAAUAAUCGAUAAAAAGCUAGCUUUCGUCUAUAAAACAAAGUAAAAAAGAAAAAAAGAAAAAAAAGAAUAAGUCGAAACGAACCGUUUUAGGAGUCCACCAUGUACCUCUGCCACUUUGUACAUUUUUGCACGCUCUUUAAACUUACAUCGACAUUUUAUUCUAGAUGAAAGAGCGCUCCCCCUAUUGGUGAGCUUCUUUUUUACGUCUUUUACCUGUACGUCUUUUUUUAUAUGUUAUUUAUUAUCGUAUUAUAGCGAGUAAGAAGUAAAAAAAGGCUAAAGAAUCCUUAAUUAACCGAAAUGACAGGCGCUGCGACACUUUUUACCACGUAGGCCCGAGUCUUUAAAAGAAACUUAGUCCCCUCC